AUGGUAUCAAACGUAUUGUUGAUAUUCGCUGUAAAGAAACGAACCACGAGUACAGUACGGUGCUACGGUAAUAUGGUACUUUCCAGCUCUAUUAUGGACAUAAUCUACAUUUGUGCCGUUGUUUCUUGUCAUCACGUAAGUACUGUAGAAUUUUUAUAUUAGUUUCAAGUUAAUAAGUAAUAUUGUCAUGCUUAUGCAAUUUAUAUAUUUGGUCAAAAUAUAUAUAUUACUUGACUUUUCAGCAAAUCCAAGUGCACGGUCAUGUGUUUAUCAUAAUGUCAUAUGGAUUAGAAUACUUCCUUCUACCGUGGUGGUGGCCUCAGAAUCUUUUAUCCGGAAUGGAGUAUUUUGUUGUUGUUUGGGCGGUCUUAAUACUACCGGCUCAGUUUUACUAUAGGUAUUAUCUGCUAACUACAGUAGAGUAAGUUUUUGUCAAGAUGCUGUAAAUAACAAAACAUUUCUAACUCAUGAAGUUUUAAUUUAAAGAAGUAAUUAAACAUUCAUGUAUAUACUGUAAUUUUUAAUAUUGUAAAGCAUUUUAUAUUAAUUUCAAAUUGUUUAGUCACGACCGACAAAAAGACUGGAAAUUAUUCAACCUUGUAGCCAUAUCAUUCGUUCUGACAUGGCCAACAUACAUUCUUACCAUUGCUUGUCAUAAACAGACAAAAGGUAGAGGUUUAGAAGAAUAUCAAAAGCUUCUAGACCCGGUUUUCUUUGAUUCUCAUGGCAAUACUCAUAUGACUGCGGCUAUCGAUUUUGUAAGUUUUCAAAAUACGGCUUUUAUUUGUAUUCUCAAAAGAAAUUAUAAAAAUUAUUUAGUAAAACCCUCAAGUAUAGGUUUAGAAUCAUAGAUAACACAGAUGACGUUUUGGAAAGGUUAUAAAAGAUAAAUUUCAGAAAGAUUGGGAAGCGAUAGUAGGUUUCUUUUACUCUGGUGCUAUGAUGUCUGGAGCCUAUUUUGUAGCACUGUACUACGGCUACAUGUCAUUCAAGAAAAUCGUACCAGAAGGUGGCGUGGUAACACAAAAAGUUCAAAAAUUACGUGUUCAAUUUAUGAGAAAUUUAAUUGCACAAGUAAGUUGACACAGUAAUUAGAAACUGGGCAUUGUAAUUACAAUAUAUGACAACAUUUUGUUGACAGAGCAAAGAAUACUAUAGUGUUGAAACAAAGAGUAAGGUAGAUUUGUUCGGUUGAACAUAUCAUUGUUGAUUACCAACGUUACAACAAUAAUAACAAAUCUUACAGACCAUCAACAGCUACAUCUUUGCCGUGUUUCCUAUGUUGAUAAUAGUAGCAUGUGUAUUCAUUGGCACAAACACAAAGCAUUACGGUAUUGGCAUAAUGUUAGUUAGUGCUUGGUGCCCUUUUAUGAAUGCUGCUUUGUCCAUUAUUAUUAUACGACCUUACCGAGAAUUCGUUUUUGGUCGAUUAAUGAAAAAGGGAGAAGAAACGACCAUAGACAAGAAGACUAGCAUGAGCAAAGUAGGCAGUACGAGCAAGAAGUCUUACAUAUAAUACAUUUAGUAGCCUCUAUAAUAGAAUAUUUAUAAAAAUGUAAAAUGCACAGUCUAAAAAGUAUAUUAUAUGUUACGUUAAAUCUUAUUUUUUACUUAUGUGUUUUCUCCUAACUUAUACUACAUACUCAAAUGUGUUUUUACCUAUUUUCCAACGCAAUUAACCUUACCUCACCAGUAACUCCCUAAUGUUACAAUUCAUCCGACUCUCAUUCACAAGUUACUACGACGUUUAUCAUGUAUAUAUUCCCUUCGAAUAAACAAAACUUUGGCUAUGAUUCAGAUUCGUACGAUUCAAAAGUAACGGUAUAAUACAUAACUACCGCGACAUUCAGACAAAACAAAAGAAAUGGCAAAUGCGACAAAAAUACGAAAACGUUGUAAUAUAAAUGAAACCAUAGCCUGGUGGUGGGCAUACCAUUCGCAACAUGCGGCUACACUGUCUACUGAUUGUUUUGUUGUUUGUUGUGGUAGAGGGUGAAGAUCGCCACGAAGAUGUAGUGAUAAAGGGUGGUGAUCACGAAGAUAUAAAUGGUUUCUUUCAGAAGAUGAAGAGUUUGAUUAGACAAAUUAGGUAAGAUGUGAAUACUUAACAUCAAGAAAUUUUUAAGGGUAUCUAAAUUAUUUGUACAUAGUAACAUUGUCCGACAAUACUCAUGACAAUGUUGAUACAUACGAAACUUUCAGAAAGGUCAAGAUUACCAAAGUACGGACGAAGGAAAAUAGCAAAACCCAUACAGUCGCUCCUUUUCUUGACUAUGACGUCUCAGAAAAAGCUCCAGCCCAUAAACGACAAGUCAAAGUCCACACCCAAAACCAAGAAAAGACCAACCGCAAAAACAAGCCUUCCCUAUUAGACAAUAACACCAUUCAGAAGCCGCAAGCAGUAUCAGACAAUCGACAAAUUCCUAUCCCUGGUACUGGCUACCCUCAACCACCGUAUCUGCCAUCUACUGGAGGAUUCAACAUCUUUGGCUAUCCAAUUAUCAUACCAAUACCGUCAUGGAUGCCGUCCUGGCCAUUUGGUCCAAGUUAUCCAUCACCACCACAACCUAUUCCAGGCUAUGUCACUCCACCUUAUCCUAUACCUCCAACAGGUCCUGCUGAUAACACCACUACUACUAUCGAGACUACUACGGUAAACGCUUUUAACCUAAAGUAAUGGUUCUAGACCUUAUCAGUUUUAUGAUCACUAUUUCGUAAAAUUAUGCCAUGAACUUCUUAAUAACGCUAAAAUAUUGUAAAAUAAUUCUUGUAGACAACUGAAACAACCACUGAGACCACAACUACAGAAGAUACAACCACUACAGAACAUACUACAACAUCUGAAGACAUUACUACGACCGAAACUACUACAAAAACAACCACGUCUUCUAACACGACAACCACUGAGACUCCUGAAACUACCCCAGGUGCUAACACGACCGUACCAGGCUAUGUUACACCCUACCCAAUACCUACUACUACUACAUGUCAUUCUCCAACCUACCCACCAUGGCCACCAGGUCCUGACACUACAACUGAUGUACCUACUGAAACUACUACGAAUGUCACUACUGUAACUACACCAGGCGCGUACAUCAUUCCUAACAGUACCAUUACAGCAGAACCCAUUACUUCCACACGUAAGUUAUUACAUUAAAAUAUGGUCAUCAACUAUACCUUUUUUUAUGUUUUAUCCAGCCAUUUAAUUUUAUUAUUAAUCGUUAUUCCUUUUCUCAAUUUCAGAACCAAGUGCAUCAUCGGCUGUUACAAUCGUAUCUUUAUUGAAUUGCAUUGCUUUGUGUUUGCUCGUAAAAUCAUCCUGA
This is a messenger RNA of Bursaphelenchus okinawaensis, 3323 nucleotides long. Lineage: Eukaryota; Metazoa; Nematoda; Chromadorea; Rhabditida; Aphelenchoididae. The record is from the annotation of a GenBank genome assembly.